Molecule: messenger RNA, 1625 nt
Organism: Talaromyces proteolyticus
Lineage: Eukaryota; Fungi; Ascomycota; Eurotiomycetes; Eurotiales; Trichocomaceae
Exons: 5
Coding region: 301-1416 (371 amino acids)
Source: RefSeq, a predicted model, not a curated record
CCGAUAUUAAAGGGGGCGAUAGGGUGUCACUGUAAUAGCGGUCAACUGCAAGCCCCGGAAUACAUGAAUAAAUUAUCCUUGCCAACACCCAUUAAUAGUAAUUCUUAGGCCACCCAGUUGACCUACAGGGACACGCUACUCUACAGGGAAAGAUGAUAUGCGCAUAGCCUUUCUCAACAACGACUUUGGCUCUUACCAUAUGGUACUGGUAGUAAACAUUCCUUAAAGAGACGUAGUUCAUUCUCAUCAGUCUCGUCAUUAUCGUCCUCGCUAUGACCGUAUUCUUCUGAUAAAGAGCAAAUGACUACUCAAACUUCGUCAGUCGCCUCAACAGCGGUCUCACUCAUUCCUCCGCCGACCGAGAUUGAUAACGCGCAUAAGGUCUACUCAGUCGCCAUCGCUUGCAUUAUCCUGGGGAUCAUUGGCAGCGUCACGGUAAUCGCACGAUUAGCACAACGGGGACAUGCACGAGCCUUUGGAGCUGACGACUAUGCUAUUAUUCCGGGCUUGUUAUUCUAUAUCGGCUGGACAGCCAUGGCUGCAUAUGUGAAUCUGAACGCAGGAGUAGGAAAACCACUAUGGGAAAUUACGCUCGGAGAAUACUCGGUGUGGUACAAGGGAAUUGUUGGCUCCUCCUUGAUCUAUCCCGCCAUGACGACUAGCAUCCGCAUCUCGGUCCUCUUUCUCUACUAUCGCACAUUCGCCGUCCAAAUGCCGAAUAUGCGAAUCAUCCUCUGGGUCCUCAUUAUCCUGCAGGGCAUCUACUUGGUCGUCUUCUCCAUUAUGCCAGGUUUUAUCUGCCACCCACUCGACAGAGCAUGGACCAGCAUUACCGAGCGCCAUGUCUACUGCAAUGAUUGGUACUACUACUACCUGAGUGUGGCGCUGUACAGCUGCAGUAUGGCCUUUGAUGGCAUUCUGCUCUUCAUUCCUCUCUACCCGAUCUCGACGUUGCAUUUACCGUUGCGGAAACGGAUAGGGAUUGCAGUUAUUUUCAUGAUGGGUGCUGGUGCUAGUGUAGCUGCAGCCUACAAACUGGCCAUAUUUGUUCUACAAAUGAAGCGAAUUGACGAGAUCAAUCCAUUAUGGCUCCAAUACGAAAUGAGCCGCAUCACACCCCCCCAAUUCGACGAUUACGGCAGAACGUUUUGGAUCCCCUCACAGGUCGAACCCUGUGUCGCUCUAAUCGGGACCUCGAUCCCUGCCCUACGCCAUUUAUUCGUGGAGCGGAAGCAGCAGUUGUCUGCCUAUUACUCUAAGAAUAGUAAGCAGAGGUCUUCUGCGUCCCGGUCCGGUGGUUUCCGGAGUGAGCAUAAUCGGCAUUCGACAAGCCAGCUGGUAAACGGGCUUGAGGAUGGGGAGGACCUUUUGCGGAGGGAAUAUCUUGAGUUACGGGAUCGAGGGGAGAGUAGAUAGCCUAUUCAGACUGAACAUAGAGUAGGAAGUAUGUAUUUGUGCAAAUCUCCGUCUUUACGAGAUUUUAACACGAGGAUCCUCACCCAAGUAUCGCGCUAGGUACGCAUUUACGGCGUGCAUAUUACGGAGUGGAAGUACAUAAAUGGCAGUGCUCCGUGUAAGACUUCAGGACCAAUCGGUGCAAGGGAAACAAGUAGAAGUAAACCCCG